Mucor velutinosus is the source of this 1854-nucleotide messenger RNA. RefSeq lists its product as uncharacterized. Gene Ontology annotation, cellular component: cell division site; cell tip; nucleus. NCBI's taxonomy places the organism in Eukaryota, Fungi, Mucoromycota, Mucoromycetes, Mucorales, Mucoraceae. The coding region runs from base 1 to 1854 and encodes 617 amino acids. Gene Ontology annotation, molecular function: protein binding. The record is from RefSeq and is a predicted model, not a curated record. The transcript is spliced from 6 exons. Gene Ontology annotation, biological process: carbon catabolite repression of transcription.
AUGGCAAGCAAACGAUUUUACCCAGAAAAGCUUGUCAAGCCAUGUCCACCGUCAAAUCCAGACUGUCAUUGCUCAGAAAUACACACACCAGAAGGGAUUUAUACAUUACUGCAUGAAUUGUAUCAGGAAAACACACAGCCUCAAUUCAACUCGGGUACACAUGUCUCGCUUUUCUGUCCUACUGCAUCUAGUGCAACCCCUAAACAACAGCAACAGAAUACACAGUUUUUAUCAAUACCCUCUUACAACUAUAGUAGCACAACCACAUCUUCCAUCUCUGAAGAUGGUGGCGAUUUCCUGAGCUCUGUCGAGGAGGAAGAAUUAGACAACAACAGCAGCAGCAGUAAUAACAGCACUCAGAAUAGUCCGUCAGAUACACUCUCUGUGCCAAUUGAGCUCUUUUCUUCGUUAACAACCCGAUCAGGGCCACCCUCGCCCAAACCACCCACAGCAGACAUCGCCAUUGAACCUACCUCCUCAACAAACUCUAGCUCACUAAGCUCAUUCUGGCAUUCCGGUCGAGGCCAUCACCAUCACAAAAAACCCAAGAACAGCUUGUCAAAGCUCAAGUCUGGCUUCAUUGAAUAUAUGACGCCGCAUGAGCAACUACAAAAGAUGCUCAGCGAACGCACGCCACAGAACUGUAAUGUGUUUUACAACGUUGGAUUGAACCUAAUCUGGCAGGAUGAAAAGGGACAGCCAAGAGACGCAUUGUCCAAAAUUACAUUUGGCAAAGCGUACCCUACUUGCCAUGAUGUCAAUGCAGUGACAAGCAGUAUGGACCAUUUGGAUGUCAUUAUUGGAUUCUCUUCAGGUGAUUUCGUCUGGUAUGAUGCAGUCUGUAAUCGAUACACAAGAGUAAACAAGAACGGCAUCAUGAAUGGAUCAAGUGUAACAAUGGUAAAGUGGAUACCCGGUUCAGAAGAUUUAUUUAUGGCCUCAUUCGAUGAUGGCUCUAUUUUGAUCCUGGACAAAGACAGAGAUGACCAGGCUUUCAUACUGCCUGAGCCACAAUCAUGGGCAGAAGAACACUUUCAAAUCACCAAACCCAACAAAUUAAGUAAGCACAACCCAGUAGCGCAUUGGCGAGUGAGUCAAAAGGGGGUUACCGCUUUUGCUUUUUCACCAGAUAAUCAAUAUGUUGCGACAGUUGGGAAAGAUGGGCUAAUGAGAACGGUGGAUUAUACGAAUGAGAGAUUGUGCGAUGUGUUUGUUGGAUACUUUGGCCGACUCCUGUGUGUGGCGUGGAGUCCUGAUGGCAAAUAUAUACUGACGGGCGGACAAGAUGAUUUGGUGACAAUCUGGUCAUUCAAAGAAAACAAGAUCAUUGCUCGGUGCCAAGGUCAUAGAUCAUGGGUGACAGGUGUUGCAUUUGAUCCUCUGCACUGUGAUGAUAAAGAUUAUCGCUUUGCAAGUGUAGGAGAAGACUGCAAGAUAUUGCUGUGGGAUUUCUCAGUGAAUGCAUUACAUAAACCCAAGCAGAGAAGAGCAUCCAUUAUCACACUGCCUGGACACUCCAGCAGCCAUCAAAUACCUAUUCAAGAUUCCUUAUUCAACAGGCCAUUACAACCCCCUUCACCUCUCAAGAAGUUUAGAAAGAGAUCCAGCAUAUUUGGAAGCAGUGAAUCCACGUUGCUACUACAGCCAGUUGAGCCUACACAACAUGUCAAACUUCCAACCAUUCAUCCCGCGCUCAGUAAAUGCCAGGUACCUUUUCUGCAGCCCAUUGUCAAGCAAACGAUACACCCUGAUCCAUGUGUAGAUAUUGUAUAUAGAGAGGAUUCAAUCAUAACCACCGAUCGACGCGGUAGAGUACGUGUGUGGAGUCGACCUAGCAAUACUGUUUCUAGCUGA